Molecule: messenger RNA, 903 nt
Organism: Westerdykella ornata
Lineage: Eukaryota; Fungi; Ascomycota; Dothideomycetes; Pleosporales; Sporormiaceae
Exons: 1
Coding region: 1-903 (300 amino acids)
Source: RefSeq, a predicted model, not a curated record
AUGUGCAAAAUCAUCUACUACCGCCUCACCUGCUGGCACCACACAAAACCCCACAUCACGCCCUGCAACGCCUUCUUCCUCAGCACCACGCGCGCCGGCCUCACCAAACCCCGCUGCAAAGCGCGCACCGACGCCGAGAACCGGCUCGUCAUCAACCUCGCCUCCGCCUGCCGCGAGUGCGAGACGCUAGCUUGGAACGAGCGGUCCGGGUGGAAUGAGAAGUUGCGCCGCGCUGAGAAGUUUCUGGCGGAGAUGAAGAGGGGAGGGGUGAGGAGCGAGGUUUUACGGGUUGUGAGGGAGUGUGUGGGGAAGUUGGAGAGGGAACAUGCGGAUGAGGAGUGGAAGGUUCAGAGGACGUUUGCGCCGAUUUUGUCGAGGGGGGAGGGGGAGGUGGGGGAGGUGUGGUGGACGAGGUGGCGGGAGAGGAGCCCGGAUGAGGAGAGGUAUAGGGAGGAGAGGGAGGAGGAGGUUAGGAGGUGGCAUGCUGAACCGACGAAUUAUAAUUUUGCAUGGUGGAAUGAAGAGAGUGGUGGUGGUGGUGGUGAGGCGGAUGGCGAGGGGAGUGCGGCAGUGGGUGGGGAUGGGGACGACAUUCCAAAUGAGGUUGCCAACGACGUUCCGAAUGACCUUGCAAAUGGAGACGCUUAUGCUGACGAACAAGAGGAAGGAGGUGAGCAGCCAGAAUUCAACGGCAACUUCUUCGCUCCCGGCUGGGGUCCCGAUAUCGAUGGCUGGACCGGCGAAGGCGACGACGGAGGCGGAGGGGGAGGCGGCGGCGGAGGAGAGUAUGCAGAGCUGACGUUGAAGGAGGCGGUUAAGAGGUUCUGGGAGGAAAUCAGGAGCGUCGAUUUCGAUGUGUAUCUCGAGGAGUCUUGUGCUCUGCGUUCGGCAUUUGGGAAGUGA